CCCCCUUUUUGCAGGAUGGUCUAUCCCGAAGCCGCUCCGCCCCCUCCCUCCCCGGUGCGCGCCAAAUCGGCUCCCGUCGGAUCCUUGCCUGCUGUCCUGCCGGUCCCGAUGCCCGCCCAGGCCGCUCCGCUGACCCCGGAGGAGCUGCGCAGGCGGCUGAAAGAUCUCGAGAGGGAUGAAGAUGGUCUUGGUGAAAGAGAAUGUGUUAAAGAAAAACUGAGUUUGAUACAUGGCUUCUUACAAGUAGAUGUUCAAAACCAGUUGAAAGAUCUGGAGACCAAGUUGCGCAAAGAGGAACUUUCUGAGGAACUCUACCUGACCAAAGUCAAAGCCCUACUCCAUAGAGAACUGUCUUUAGAAAAUGGAGACAACUUGGCAUUUGGCCAGAAGCUCAAUGGAUGCUCAGAAAAUGGUGGCUACGGCAGUGAUGAAGACUCUGAGAGAGCAGAGAACAAGGGGAAGGAGGAAAGCAACAUGGAAGUUGAAGAGGCUGCCUCAUCUUCCUCUUCAACACCAUUAUCUUCACCAUUUGUUCCAAAAGCUCGGAGAGGCAGGAAGAGCAAGUCCAAUAGUGAGAACAGAAGAACCUCAACCAGCUCCAGGAUCACCCGUAGUUCUGGCAAGCAGCCAACCAUAAUGGCUCUAUUUUCCAAAGGAUCCAACAAACGCAAAUCAGAUGAGGUGAAUGGAGAGCUAAAACAAGAAAGUAAUGCAGAAAAUGAGGAGGAAGAAGAGGAGGAGGAGGAACUGCCUGGAGAAAAGGAACAAGAUGAGAAAAGAAUCAAAACCGAAGCCAAAGAAGGGUCUGAGAUAAAAGAAGAAGUAAAUCAGGUUAAAACUGUGACUCCUGUUAAAACGACCCCUCCCAAGUGCAUGGAAUGCAGGCAGUACUUGGAUGACCCUGAUCUGAAGUUCUUUCAGGGGGAUCCAGAUGAUGCACUGGAUGAACCAGAGAUGUUGACAGAUGAACGCUUGUCCAUUUUUGAUGCCAACGAAGAUGGAUUUGAAAGCUAUGAUGACCUGCCGCAGCACAAAGUAACAUUUUUUAGUGUAUAUGAUCGAAAAGGUCAUCUAUGUCCAUUUGAUACCGGUCUCAUAGAAAGGAAUAUUGAACUCUACUUCAGUGGUGCUGUGAAGCCAAUAUAUGAUGAUAACCCUUGCCUGGAUGGUGGUGUCCGAGCCAAAAAAAUGGGCCCCAUCAACGCUUGGUGGAUCACUGGUUUUGAUGGAGGGGAGAAAGCUUUAAUUGGCUUCACCACAGCCUUUGCAGAUUACAUCCUGAUGGAACCCAGUGACGAAUAUGCCCCCAUCUUUGCACUGAUGCAAGAGAAGAUUUACAUGAGCAAGAUUGUUGUUGAAUUCUUGCAGAACAAUCCUGAUGUCAGCUAUGAGGACUUGCUGAAUAAGAUAGAGACCACGGUUCCUCCUGCUGGAUUGAACUUCAACCGUUUCACGGAAGAUUCCCUUCUGCGACAUGCCCAGUUUGUAGUGGAACAGGUGGAGAGCUACGAUGAGGCUGGGGAUAGUGAUGAGCCUCCAGUCCUUAUCACACCUUGCAUGAGGGACCUGAUUAAGCUGGCAGGAGUCACCUUGGGAAAAAGACGAGCUGCGAGGAGACAGGCUAUCAGGCAUCCCACCAAAAUUGACAAAGAUAAAGGGCCUACCAAGGCCACCACAACCAAGUUGGUCUAUUUGAUCUUUGACACUUUCUUCUCUGAACAAAUUGAGAAGAAUGAAAAAGAAGAAGACAAGGAGAAUGCUGCAAAGCGGCGGCGCUGUGGAGUCUGUGAGGUUUGCCAGCAGCCAGAGUGUGGUAAAUGCAAAGCUUGCCAAGAUAUGAUUAAGUUUGGAGGGAGUGGAAAGUCAAGACAAGCCUGCCUACAUCGGAGGUGUCCCAACCUAGCUGUAAAAGAAGCCGAUGAGGAUGAAGAAGUAGAUGAUAACAUUCCUGAAAUGCCCUCCCCAAAAAAGAUGUUGCAAAGCAGGAAAAAAAAGCAAAACAAGAAUCGAAUUUCCUGGGUGGGAGACCUUAUCAAGAGCGAUGGCAAGAAAGAUUAUUACCAGAAAGUAUGCAUUGAUUCAGAGACACUGCAAAUUGGUGAUUGUGUUUCUGUGAGCCCUGAUGACCCCACAAAGCCUCUAUAUCUUGCAAGAAUCACGGCCAUGUGGGAAGACCCCAGCGCUGGACCAAUGUUUCAUGUUCACUGGUUUUGCCGUGGCACCGACACUGUAUUGGGAGCAACAUCUGACCCACUGGAACUUUUCUUGGUGGACGAAUGCGAAGAUAUGCAGCUGUCUUACAUCCAUGGCAAAGUCAAUGUUCUUUAUAAGGCUCCUCCAGAGAACUGGUCUUUGGAGGGAGGACUUGAUGUGGAGAUCAAAAUAGUGGAAGAUGAUGGCAGAACCUAUUUUUACCAAAUGUGGUAUGAUCAAGAGUAUGCUAGAUUUGAGACUCCACCAAAGAUCCAGCCCACAGAAGACAACAAACACAAGUUUUGCAUGAGUUGCGCUCAUUUGGAUGAGGCAAGGCAGAAGGAGAUCCCCAAAGUAUCUGAGUCUCAGGAGGAAUCAGAAGGAAAAAUGUUCUACAGCAUGGCAACAAAAAAUGGGGUGCAGUACCGAUUGGGAGACGGAGUUUUCCUUCUACCAGAUGCCUUCCAUUUCAGCCUGAGGCUGACCAGCCCGACCAAACGUCAAAAGAAGGAAGCAGUGAAUGAAGAGCUUUAUCCUGAACAUUACCGAAAAUAUUCUGAGUAUAUCAAAGGGAGCAACCAAGAUGCACCUGAACCAUACCGCAUUGGCAGAAUCAAGGCAAUCUACUGCAACAUCCGCAGCAGUGGCAGGCCCAACGAAGCUGAAAUUAAACUGCAAGUGUACAAACUUUACAGGCCAGAAAACACACACAAAUCAGUCAAAGCCAGCUACCAUGCAGAUAUCAACUUGCUCUAUUGGAGUGAUGAAGAAGCAACGGUGGAGUUUAAAGACGUGCAGGGCCGCUGCACAGUGGUGUAUGGGGAGGACUUGACAGGAAACAUCCAAGAUUACUCUGCCAGUGGCUCCGAUCGGUUCUACUUUUUAGAGGCAUAUAAUGCAAAAACAAAAAGCUUUGAAGACCCACCUUAUCAUGCCCGUAGUUCUGGAAAUAAAGGGAAGGGGAAAGGGAAAGGGAAAGGUAAGAGCAAAGGGAAAUCUUCAGGAACAUCUGAAUACAGCGAGUCUGAAGCUGCUGCAAUGAAGCCCCCCAAACUUCGAAGUCUGGAUGUCUUCUCUGGUUGUGGAGGCUUGUCAGAAGGGUUCCACCAAGCAGGAAUCUCAGACACUCUUUGGGCCAUUGAGAUGUGGGAACCAGCUGCGCAGGCCUUCCGUCUGAACAAUCCAAGCACCACGGUGUUCACUGAGGAUUGCAAUGUCCUGCUUAAGCUUGUAAUGUCGGGUGAAAAGACUAACUCUCUGGGCCAGAAGCUGCCACAGAAGGGAGAUGUGGAGAUGCUCUGUGGUGGCCCCCCUUGUCAAGGCUUCAGUGGGAUGAACCGCUUCAAUUCUCGCACCUACUCAAAGUUCAAGAACUCUCUGGUUGUUUCCUUCCUCAGUUACUGCGACUACUACAGACCAAGAUUCUUCCUCCUCGAGAAUGUUAGGAACUUUGUCUCAUUCAAGCGUUCUAUGGUGCUAAAGCUCACCCUGCGGUGCCUUGUCCGGAUGGGUUACCAGUGCACUUUUGGAGUGCUGCAGGCUGGGCAGUAUGGAGUAGCUCAGACACGCAGAAGAGCAAUUGUGUUGGCUGCAGCUCCUGGAGAGAAACUCCCCUUGUUUCCUGAACCCCUGCAUGUUUUCGCUCCCAGAGCCUGCCAGCUCAGCGUGGUGGUGGAUGAUAAGAAGUUUGUUAGCAAUAUAACAAGGACUUAUUCGGGCCCAUUCCGAACUAUCACGGUCCGGGACACUAUGUCUGACCUUCCUGAAAUCAGGAAUGGAGCGUCAGCACUUGAAAUCUCCUACAAUGGAGAGCCACAAUCCUGGUUCCAGAGGCAAAUUCGGGGUUCCCAGUAUCAGCCCAUCCUCAGAGAUCAUAUCUGCAAGGAUAUGAGUGCAUUGGUAGCUGCAAGGAUGAGGCACAUCCCACUGGCCCCAGGUUCUGAUUGGCGUGAUCUGCCCAACAUUGAAGUGCGCCUUUCUGAUGGCAUAACCACCCGCAAGCUACGCUAUACACACCAUGAGAAGAAAAAUGGGCGGAGCAGCACAGGAUCUCUGCGGGGGGUCUGCUCCUGCGCUGAAGGCAAGGCAUGUGACCCUGCAGACCGGCAGUUCAACACCUUGAUCCCUUGGUGUCUGCCUCACACGGGGAACCGGCACAACCAUUGGGCAGGCUUGUAUGGAAGGCUAGAGUGGGAUGGAUUCUUCAGCACGACGGUCACCAACCCUGAGCCCAUGGGGAAACAGGGCCGCGUGCUUCACCCUGAACAGCACAGAGUAGUGAGUGUGCGAGAGUGUGCACGGUCCCAGGGAUUCCCUGAUACUUACAGGCUCUUUGGAAAUGUACUGGACAAGCACAGGCAGGUGGGAAACGCAGUCCCUCCACCUCUGGCAAAAGCCAUUGGGCUAGAAAUCAAACUGUGUGUGUUGGCAAAAAUGAAAGAGGAUGCCACAGAUGCCAUCAAACAGGAAAAGAUGGACACUUCAAAUUAAUUUGUAAAUUGCCCAUCUGCUGCACCUCAGCUCCAGCACCUGAACACCCAAACAUGCACUGAUAAUUUUUAAUGUUCUUCUGUUAUUUUACUGGUUUAUUUUCUUACCUCUGGACACACUGAAAAUUGUUGGAGGUUUUGGUUUGUUCAGGGUUUUGGUUUUUUUUGUGCGUGUAUGUGUUUUGUCUCUCCUUUCAAGCCUGUAUUUGUGAACAGUGUUUGUCUACUUGGUUGACAUUCUGAAACUGUUUCAAUGUUCCCGCUGCCAUUCUCAAAUGAUCAACUGUGCAGUGCCUAUCCAUGUGUGUAAGUGUAUGCGUGUGUGUGUGUAUGAGUUGAGGGAGUGGAGAAUGUUUUUAUUAUGCAUUGUAUUGAAAACUAAUCAGCCACUUUAUACAAGUGGAAAUAAUACUUUAUGUAGUUUUUAUAUGUUGUAAUAUUUCUUCAAAUAAAUCUCCUAUAAAUUA
Molecule: messenger RNA, 5149 nt
Organism: Pantherophis guttatus
Lineage: Eukaryota; Metazoa; Chordata; Lepidosauria; Squamata; Colubridae
Gene: DNMT1
Product: DNA methyltransferase 1
Biological process (GO): negative regulation of gene expression via chromosomal CpG island methylation; DNA methylation-dependent constitutive heterochromatin formation
Cellular component (GO): nucleus
Molecular function (GO): zinc ion binding; DNA binding; chromatin binding
Source: RefSeq, a predicted model, not a curated record